GGGAGAGGCCGCCAUUUUGGAAAGCGGGGGUUGGAACCUUUUCCGGGUGUAUGUUUUACCUCAGCCCCGCGAGCACGGCGGUGCCCGUCUGACUUCAGGGAGCCCGCUGGAAAAGCGAGCCGCGUCGUCCAUUUGAGAUGCUUCAUGAUGAGUGUAAGCCAAGAUACCUUGAAAGUCAAGAUGCAUCAGCAACAGAGCCCUGUUCUAAAAGGAUGAAAUCAACAGAAGAGCCUCAUGGUAAAUCCUAUGAUGGCUUGCAAAGACUUCAUGAGGAAAUGCAUGUUAAAAAAACCCAUAGUGGGUUUAUUCCGUUGUCCAUUUCUGAUGAAGAGGCACAAAAUGAAAAAGAAACUGCAGAAGUAAAGGCAUUCACGGGUAAAAUACCAGUGUCACCAGAGCCUUCAAAGUCAGUAAACAAUACUGGGAUUACAAGAAACAAAAGUUUUUCUCCUUCCAAUACCAAUAUACGUAAAAACAGAGAAGACAAUGCCUUCAUCAAAGAACAUAAGAAUGAAGAGAAAGAAUUAUAUAGCACAAGCAAAGCCUUUAUUGGACCCAUUUAUAAAAGUAAAGCUGAUUGCAUACGUGAUCAAAGGAAAAAGAGAGAAAUGGUGCUAAAAAUAGAAGAUGAAUUGUCCCAAUUUUAUAAUGAAAUUGAUCAGCUUGAAAGUGAUGAAAAUCGUUUUGAUAGUCACUUACAGGGGACAAAAACGAAUUCACUUGGGGAACAUAAUAAAUGGAAUCCAACUGUUUGUGUAAAUUCUCAAGAAUGGUCCUAUAGAACAUCACCUGGUGGUGGUCAGUGUUUUUAUAAUAAUGCACCAAGUGAUCGUAGAAUAGGCAGUGAACAGUAUCCAUACAAUGACCCAUCGGGUCACAGGAGUGACAACAGACGGUGUUGUAACAAUGAAAGAGAUGUAUGGGAAAUGAGACAAUUAUGUAACAAACAGGAUAGUUCUAGAUUCUGGAAUGAUUCUGUGUCUCAGUUAAGGCCUAGUUGGCAAAACACACAUCCUUUUAUAAUACCUUAUGGCCCACCAUCUCCUCAAUUCACUCCUCGUUUUAAUUUUCAGGAACCUAAUUCCUCAUCACUUCGUUCAGAUACUUUCCACCCCCCAAAUGUGGGACCAUUUAAAAACACCCAUAUUAACAUGAGUAGUGCAACAUCUGAUGAAAAUAAUGCCUAUCAUUUUAGUAAUCAUAAUAUACAGCCCACCAGAAAUGGAUAUAACAUGUCUGAUGGACACAUGGGUAAUGGUUUCUGUGAAACUCGACCAUGUUGGAAAGAAAUUAAAACUUUCCCAGAUGAAGGAUCAAGCAACGUUUCUCAGCAGUUUCCAGAGGGCAAGUUAUGUGAGUCACAAAAGCUGCUUCUGAUUUUAAGAGGUCUUCCAGGUUCAGGGAAGACAACAUUAUCUCGUAUUCUGCUUGGUCAGAGUCGUGAUGGCAUUAUAUUCAGCACUGAUGAAUACUUUCGGCAGAACAAUGGAUGUUGGUCAUAUGAUGUUGGUCAACUAAAUGUUGCUCAUGACUGGAACCAGAAGAGAGCAAGACAAGCAAUGGAUCAAGGAAGAUCCCCAAUUAUAAUAGACAACACUAAUACACAAGCCUGGGAAAUGAAGCCUUAUGUAGAAGCGGCUCUAGAAAAGGGCUACCGAAUAGAAUUCCAUGAACCAGACACAUGGUGGAAGUUUGACCCAGAAGAAUUAGAAAAGAGGAAUGAACAUGGGGUCAACCGUGAGAAGAUUCUUCAAAUGUUGGAAAGAUACGAAUAUCAAAUAUCAAUACCCAUUGUCAUGAAUUCGGUCCUGCCUUUUCACAAAACUUCACAGUGGCCACCUCCACAAAGAAGACAGAGGGAGUCGGUUGUAAAGAAGAAGCACAGGUUGCACAAGAUGAAACAGAGGAGGAAGCAAAAGAGGAACAGAAGAAUGAAGGGUGCUACCAUGAAAGCUAUGGGGAAAACGUCAGGUGGACAUUUCACUCCAAGUGAUGAAGAGUCAACACAGAGUGGCCUGGAAGAUUCAGAAGACAAUGAAAAAUCAGCAUAUGUGAUUGGGCACCAGAAUGAGCGAAAAGAAGGUGUUGAGAGUGACUCUGCCAAUGAUAACAGUCUAACACAUUGUGAGUUGCAAGAAGGAAGUGUCCUUGUUUCUGAUACGGUGGAUCCAGUGUUGGACAAUUCAUUAAAAAGGGAAGCUUUUGCAGGAGACGGUAGUCUACCUCUAGUGCAUUUGCCACCUCCUCCUAAUGAAAACAGAACUGAACAAUCAUUCAGUAAUCAUUUGCCAAAUGAAAUUAAAAAUGUAAACUUUGUAGAAGGCAAGAGCAACGACGAAAAGCACAGUUCUCUGAAGUUGGAGCACAUUACUGAAAAUAGUACAGAAAUACUGACAAAUAGGGAAGACAAAGACAAAGCUGCAUCUGCUGAAGUCAUACUUGAUUCUGGCCCAGGAAGGAAACUGCUCAGCGAUGGGGAAAAAUUAGCCGCUCAUCUUCCUGGGCCAUCAAAAAAGAAUGAGGGAAAUACCUGGGCUUUCUUUUCUAUCGACUUGGCUGGCAAACAGCCCCAAACCAUCUUGGACAAAAGUGAUUCCUGUUUGACUUGGCCUGAUGGUACAUCUAAGAUCAUGUAUGAGCAAAGGCCAAAGAGGGAGAGGAGGCCCAAGCAAGUAUUUUCAGGAAUGACAGGAGAACUGAUUGAAUAUCAACCUAAUAAAGAAUUAGCGAAAGGAGAAGUGUUAUAUGGAAAUAACAGUAUAACAGAUUGUGCUCAAACACCCCAGCUAACUGAGAACAUCCAUAGAAUGCCAUGCACUGGGGCAGGUGAAUUCGCGACAGAACCUAGUACUAAAACCAGUGAUCCAAACAAUGUAAGCCUUUUAGCUACACCAAGGAAAACAGUAAGAUGCAAAAGGAUCUUCAAGUUGGCCCCCAGCUUUGGUUUACCCAGACAGAUUCCAGUUAGAAAGGACGAGCAAGUACUAAAGGAUAUUGUUGUACUGGUGGAACAAGAGGAGACUUCAAAUGAAGAGGCUAGAGAAAAGAACAAGCAAAGCCUUGGCUGCUAUAAAUGUCCAGUACCUUCUAGUUAUGAUUUAGCAAUAGAAUCAUCUCCUCAUCUUGAUGUAGAACCUCUCUUAUGUAAAUAUUCCAGCCAAUUUGCACAGAAAUCUAUGGACUUUUCAACAAAAGUAGUCGCUCCUCCAAUUCAGAUAUGUACUUGUAGAGCUUCCUUACCUAGCAAACAGCAAGUUGUUGCUUUUGAUCAAGCUGUGGAAGCUAACACAGAGAAAAAGAGGGAGAACAUAUCUCCAGAAGUUUCAACUACUCAGCCAGAUAUUUUGUGUUCAGUUCAAGAAACAGACUCUUCUGCUGAAAACUCUGAAAAGAUACAAGAAGUUAAUGAAACUGAGCAACUGGAGUAUUCCCCAAUCGAAUACGAACAAUACCCCUUGAAAACAAAAGCCAGUGUUUUGGGGCUUCCUUUAUCCCUAGGAUUUGCACUUCAACUAGUAGAACAUUUUGGUUCUCCAGGAAUUCCACUGGACACUUUAUUACCAGAUGAUUAUGUAGUUCCCCUUGAUUGGGCAACAUCAAAGGAGAUCUAUUUACUGUGGAAGACAUCUGUGGAGAAGAAGCAGAAAACUAUCAUAUCAAAAGAAGACAGCUCCUUACCCGCUGGUGAAACUGCCCAAGAAGGUUCAAAUAAAGAUGAUCAAGACAGAAAAGAAUCUCCCGAAGCCAAUCCAUAAAUGCACUUGGAAGAAGCACCCUUUGUCAAAUAAUCCGAGCAGCGAUGGUGGCGUGUUCUGAACUUUUGUCUAAAAAUUAAAUAUCAGCAUUAUGUGCAGAAAGGUACAACAUGGAAUUUAUUUAUAUACAUACAUAUGCAUGAGAAGAUCUAUUUCCAAUCUGUGUUUCGAUUUUUUGUGUGAACUAUAGGCAUCUAUCUUUUCUGUAAACGAAUAUCCAUAGAUUGGGCUCCAUAGAGUGGUGAUAUAGCUCCUGCUACAUUAUUAUUCUCAGCUGCUGAGAGCAAAUGUUUAUAUUAGGAUACAAUAUCAUAUCAGAGUGGCAAAUAGUAAAAGGAACUAUUUGCUCUACUUAAAUAAGGCAGAUUUGAUAAGCUUUAAAUAUUGAUGCUACUUAUUUUUCCCUCAGAUGUUGGAUUCAAUCUGAUAGCAGCCCUACACAUUACAACAGGGGUCAGCAAACUUUUUCAGCAGGGGGGCCGGUCCACUGUCCCUCAGACCUUGUGAUGGGCCGAACUAUAUUUUGGAAAAAAAUAUGAACGAAUUCCUAUGCCCUACAAAUAACCCAGAGAUGCAUUUUAAAUAAAAGGACACAUUCUACUCAUGUAAAAACACAAUGAUUCCCGGACCGUCCGCAGGCUGGAUUUAGAAGGCGAUUGGGCCAGAACUGGCCCCCGGGCCUUAGUUUGCCUACCCAUGCAUUACAACAAAUUAUGAAAGGGGAAAGUGCACGGCUUGAGAUCAUAUGACCCCAAGAGCAAGAUCCCAUGUCCCUUUUUCCUUUGGAUAUUGAGUGUACAAGUGCUGCGUGUGGAUACUGCGCAUAAAGAAAUCAAUGUUAAUCUAUUAACAUGGAGGUACUGUUGACAGUAAUAGAACAUUUUUGGAAAGUCAUGCUUAAGAUGUUUACCUCCUCUUCAGAUAAUAUUCCACAGUCUGGGUGAAAAAUUUCUGGCAUCUGACCACCCAGUUGGGAAGGCAUGUAGCCUUAGGUUUAUUUUUGACACAUUUUUUAAAUCCUAUGUUCCCCAUAUUUUAAUCCAUAGCAUAAUUGUGCCACUUCUGCCUGUAUCAAUUGCAAAAAUAUAGCCCUUUCUGUCUGUUCCCUCAGGAAAACUCUGGUCCAUGUCCCGGUCAUUUUUUACCUACACUUCUCCAAUCUCUUCCUCACUGGUUUUCCAUUGUCUUAACUUGGUCCCUUUGCAUCUUUUCAGCUUUCUGAAUGCCAAAAAGUUCACCAUUCUCAUUGUCCUAAUCAUAAGAUGCCUCUCCUUAGAUCAGGGGUAAGCAACCUUUUUCAGCCGAGGGCCGGUCCACCGUCCCUCAGACCAUGUGGUGGGCCGAAUUAUCUUUUUUGGGGGGGGAAAUGAAUGAAUUCCUAUGCCCCACAAAUAACCCAGAGAUGCAUUUUAAAUAAAAGGACACAUUCUACUCAUGUAAAAGCACGCUGAUUCCCGGACUGUCCACAGGCCGCAUCCAGCCCCCGGGGCUUGGGUUGCCUACCCCUGCCUUAGAUAAACACUGGUUUCCUGUCUUGUUAACUUGAAAGCACUCCAAAGCCAAUUCCUCUUAGCUCUCCAUCCUUAUAUCUUGACACAUCCCUGCUCAUGACCUUUACUACUCCGCUUUCACUACUCUCACCUAUCAGAUUUCCUGCUCCCUCAAAAGACAUCAUCCCUUCCUUUUCCUUUUGCACUUUUCUAUAAAGCCUUUGCACAACCCCACUAUAUCUCAGCUUGUUACAGAGCCUAACAAUUGCAUCCAUUUUCUCCACUUUCUCCAUUUCCUUUGUUGAAUUUUUUUGGGCAGCAACCAUUUAAAAUCUUUAAAGCACUAUGUACACAGAUGGCACUACAUUAAUAAUAAAAUACAAUGGUGCCUCGCAAGACGAAAUUAAUUCGUUCCGCGAGUCGCUUCGUCUUGUUAUAAUUUCGUCUUGCGAAGCGCGGUUUGCCGCGGCAAAAAAAGGAAAAAACGAUGGGAAAAUUAGUCUUGCGAAGUACGGUCAUAGAAAACUUCAUCUUGAGAAUCACCAAAAACAUAGCAAAAUGCUUUCGACUUGCGAGUUUUUCGUUGCGCGAGGCAUUCAUCUUGCGAGGUACCACUGUAGUAAUAAUCAAUGUGAAAAAUACGUAUUUUCUGUGUUGAGAAGUGGUAUUUCCCAGUUGGCAAACUGAAUAUAUUUAUAUAUUCCUCUUCCAGCGAAAAGAAAUAUUACUUCAAAAAACCCUGCUCCCCACAAAAACGCAGAAUGGCCAAUCUGAGUUAAUUACAAACAUUAUCAUUGUGUGUGUGUGUGUGUGCAUAUUUCAUAUUCUGACUGAAGGUGACAAUUGUAAAACUUUAAAUCAGCACCAGUAGGCUUGGGAUUUUGGUUUGAUACUUCACUAGACUUUUCAAAAAUUUUGUAUUACAGAAUUUGCUCAAUUUUGGCUUUGUCGCGGAUGGACUCAAGUUAAGUCACCUAUAACUAAUGACAACGGCGGUGAGGAGAAAUGCAAAUUCUAAAGUUUGUUGAAAACAUGGCCUAUAGUCACACUGCUGCUUUCUUUCCAUGUAGCCUUUGAAUUUUGUUUUGAAAUUAAAUGAAGCUUUGAAGAAUGUUUUGUCAUUGUCACUAUGAGAAAGCAACUUGAAACCUGUGCAGUUUCAUCUGUUUGCCUCCUGUACAUGUCCUAUGAAGAAACUAAGAAAAAAGUGGUCAGUUGCGAGUGUGGAGACUGCUAAAUUAAGACUAGAACAAGGACUGGGACAGUGCAAGCAAUUGUACUGCCUGUAUCAGCCCUGCUGUCUACAAUCCUCCUCUCCACCACUUACUUCCUUUUCCAUGGUGCUGGGUCUCCCCCCACUCUAGAAAGGGCCAAUUGGGUACUUCCCCAACACAAAGCAUUCUGGGUAAGGUGGCUGGAACAGCACCUGCACAGCUACUGUGGUUUGCUGUGACACUUAAGACAUACUCUUUAAACUAAUAUAUACAGCACUCUACCCACUUGUGAUUCCUAGCACCUGGCAUUCAGAGGCAUACUGCCUUAGAUAGUGGAGGUGAUAAUUCACUAAAGAUUUGGAUAAUUAAAGUAAAUUCAAACAUGAGGACCAUUCACAACAGUAGUCAAGAUAAUACAAUCAUUCUAGCAUUACUUGAGAGUUGCUAGUAGUUGUCAGAUGCUUCGGCGGUACCCAUCUAUUUAGCUGAAACAAAACAUGUCUCUCCCAUAUUGGUCUCUACAACCACAGCAGGUGCUGCAACCUUCAACAGUUUGACUUCACCUCCAAACAAUUUGACAAUGGACACACUUCUCCAUUGUCUCCCGAGACAGACAGAUGCCAACAACCAACAGCUUCUUUAAACCAGGUGUGUGGAAGCUGUGGCCCUUUAGAUCAGGCAUCCCCAAACUGCAGCCCUCCAGAUGUUUUGGAACUACAACCCCCAUGAUCCCUAGCUAACAGGACCAGUGGUCAGGGAAGAUGGGAAUUGUAGUCCAAAACAUCUGGAGGGCCGAAGUUUGGGGAUGCCUGCUUUAGAUGUUGUUGAACUAGCGGUACCAACUCUCCUCAGCCCUAGUAAGUAUGGCCAAUCGUCGGGGUUGAUUGCAAUCCAGCAACAUCACAAGAGCCACAUGUUAGCCACUCCUGCUUUAAACAAAAGGGAGGGAAAAUAUAUGUGAAUAUAUCGUAUAGGUUAGCCACCAGGAGUCAGGAGUUUCUUUUUGGCUCUUUUCUUGUUUAAGAGAGUGAAGUUUUUGUCCAGUUUCCUCUCUGGUGUGCUCUUAAACCUCCCCUGAAAAUAAAUGGGAGUAUGAGCACUUUUUGUGCUAUUUUCUUAUGAAGACUCGUCUUCAUGCCUUUCAUGCUUUUCUCUUUUAGCACUAUCUAGAUGUUUUUGUGUGGGCACCAAGCAUUUGGGAUGUGGCUUCCAAGCACUCCUGGCUAGGCUCACUCCCUAGAUGCAGCUA
Molecule: messenger RNA, 7708 nt
Organism: Zootoca vivipara (common lizard)
Lineage: Eukaryota; Metazoa; Chordata; Lepidosauria; Squamata; Lacertidae
Source: RefSeq, a predicted model, not a curated record